UUUUUCUAUUUACAGGAGGAUUUAUAAUGGACGGCAGAGAUAAAUAACACUUUGUUUGUGAGAGACUUUUGAAUGCUCGAGAGGAUAGAGGAUUCCAAAUUCAAACGACCCAAACCUAAAAUAUUAAAUUCAAAAAUUGUUUAAUACCACUCGAACGUGAAUAUCUGAGCAAAAAUUUCAAUACAAAUAAUAUGAAGUCAAAAAUAAACUCAAGUAUUAUAAUGGAAAUUACUGAACUGAUAAAAUUAUAUAAUAAUAAAAAUAUCUUGCAAUAAUGUUAUAGAAAUUAAAUGCAAAAGACAUUCGCAUGUGUGUGGUGGUGGAAAGAAAAAUCAAAACUAAAUUCAUUAUUAGAAAGAGCAAAAAACGUAGAAGACGAAAAGAACCAAAACAAAUAAUAAAACGAGUCAUCGUUCUUGAGAACAUCGUUAAAGUUGAGAACAAAAUUAAAGAUUUUGGCGAUAUUGAACCUUGAGACCCUAGCGGCCUUUGAAGAAAAGGAAAUUCAAAGCUAACGGUAUCGAAGCAACAUAGCUAAAUAUCAUACACAUUCAAAUAUUAAAACAAACACCGAUGAUGGAAUAAGCGAAAAUGGAUUAGAAACCAACUAGACAUUUAGCAUGAAGCAACAUUAAAAUAUUAGUCGAAGCUCUUUGAUAUUUUAGAGGCAUCAAAUUAAAUGAACAACUUUACUAUUAACAAAUAGGUUCAGAGCGAUUAGAUUGCGGAUAUUUGCAGAACCUUUAUAUUAUUUAUUGGGAAUACAAACUAUUAAGUAAUACCCUGGUGCACCACAGUGUGCUAGGGUAUAGAAACGACAUUUCAAUCAGUAUUCGCCCCUAGAGCGCGGCGAAUUUAGAAUACUUGAACAAGACACCAAAACCAAUACAACAAUUUAGACGAAUAGCUGUAAAACGGAAGGCGAAACUAUUAAAAGAACAAUUCAACCUGGACUCUGUAGUUGCAUAUGUAUGAGUGCUUAUCUGAGCCUGAGCCAAUCCAACUAAAACAUUUCCAAGCAACAAGAGCAAUAGCAAUAUAACAGCAACAAAAGCAUCGAACAACGAAUAUCGACGAUACCAAGAAGACGAACUGUGGCAAAGUAUUGAAACCCCAGCCCAAUCCAAACCAAAACAAAACCAAACCGAACAGAACACAGAACCCAGAGCGAAGGCAACGACUUUAGUGUAAAUCCAUUGUAGGAGUGUGAGCUCUGUGCAUUAGUGUUGGUAAUUGUCUGUUUACAGUUCACAUAAGUAAUAAAGUAAAUUCUACAACAAAAGCAAACAAGAAAAACUUCUGUGUGAAAGGAAGGCAAAAACUUAGCGAGCCAAUAGACGAUCCACGUACGCACACAUACACACUACAAUUGCCAACGUCGCCGUUUACUUUGUUUGUGUUUGUGAGUGGUGAAUGUUUGGCCGUUGUACGCAUCGCAAAGGUAGCAGCAGCGACGAAAGUAGCCGAGCCAAAGCAGAAUCACUGAACCAUUACGCAGCGACUUAACGGAGGAAACGACUGCAUUCGCCACUAGUAGUCGCUGUCAGAGAAGCAUAACAGAGUUGGAGAUAGAGUUUGUGUGUUGAUUAGGUAGAACCAGGUAGGACAAGAGAACGAAGAGAGCUAAAUUCGCGAUAACUGCGAGUUCUGAAAGAGAAUAAGGCUUCACCCAGACUGUUGGCAUCUUAUGAUGUCAUCGGAAGAGGACACAGAGUGUUUCGGAUUGUACAACGAUGAUAAGUUACUACUAAAGGCGUCCACAGCAGCAUCAUUAUCCAAACUGGCAGAGCCCUCGUCUUCGCCGCCGUUACUGGAAUUAGAAACCGAUUGUGUGAUAAAGCAAGAAACACCAUUACUAUUGCCACCCCCAACACCACCAUUACAAACGGCGAAAAGCACAAAAAACAACACCAACCAAAAUCACAAAAACAAUUGUAAUAACGCCAACGUCUGUAGUAACAAUAAAAGCAAAAUCAACAGCAUUAACAGCACAACUGGCAAUAGCACGGCUCUCGAAGAGACACACGAAAGCGACCUUAUCGAAGACGACAACGUCAACGGUGGCGACAACGACGACGACGACGACGAUAACGACGUCGUAGUCAUACUCGAAGGUGUCGCAAGCAGCAACGAGGGCACCAAUAAUAGCCAGAGACAGAAUCGCCUUCGUAACAGCAGCCGUAGUCGUAGUCGAAGUCGCAGUGGCAGCAGUGUCAGCGGCAGCGGCAGCGGUAGUGGCAAACAACAAGUCGUGCAAGUCGUGCAUGUCACUGAGCGAGCAAACGAAAGUAGUCCGUGUGGUGCCGUCAACAAGACAAUAACGUGCACCGCAAACUUAGCAAUACGCUCAAAGUCAGUAUCUGUAGGAAUAUCAUCGUCGAAGUCAAAUAAAAAGAACACGUCCUUAUCGUCAUCGAGUGAAUAUCUUGUUAAUAAGAACAGUAACAGUAGUAAUAACUGUACCAGUGCUAAUAAAAUAAACGUGAACGGUAAUAGUGUUUUAGGUCUAGAAUCGAAAUUAUUUUCGGGGUUCCAAGAUAAUACGAGUCCAACGCCGUUGUCAUUGCCCUUGUCGGUUUCGCCAACGCCGUCAUCCCCGCUCUUGCCGCCAACAGCGACUGCCUUCAUGAGUAGUGCUGCUGCGGCUGUCGCGGGCGCUGCUGGAGGAGCUCUCUAUGGAGCCUUAUUGAAUCAGACAACUUCGUCGUCCAAUAACACGCUUAACAACAGCAACGCUACUGCUAGUAAUAAUAAUCCACAUAACAGUGCAAACGUUUCCGUAUCCGCUUCCUCAUCGCCAACAGCAUCGUUGCUGUCCGGUAAUUUUACAGCGGCUCUUGGCAGCCUCUUCACAGCAAACGGUUUCGGUUCAGCAAAAAUGUUGAAUGAGUUAUUCGGUCGACAAAUGAAGCAAGCACAGGAUGCUACAAGCGGCUUACCCGCUACUUUAGACAACGCCAUGUUAGCUGCGGCAAUGGAAUCGGCCACCAGCGCUGAACUGUUGAGUGCAGCAGGUUUGGUGAAUAGCUUAGGCCUCAAUGCCACCAGCAAAUUGCUCAAUAAUAAUACCAUAAACAAUUUGAAUAGUUUAAGCAAUGCCAGUGCGUCUGCAACGUCCGCUCUAAAUAACGGCAAUGCCAUUUCUGAUAAUCACCAAUCGUUGAAUGCCACAUCUGCCUCUCAAUCGCCCAAGAACCGACGAGUGAGCAAUUGUAGUGAUCGAUCUUUGGAUGAAGUGAACUCGCGAGCUGGUGAUUUGUGCUCACCACCGCGUGCACCUUCUGCCAGCUCAACGUCUGUGGUAUUGGGCGCUGUGAAUUCUUCUGAAAGAACCUCACCAAAUGUUCAACAACAGCAACAGCAGCAACAACAACAAAAUGAGUUAGCUCACCAUAUGCUAAGGAAUAUUUUGCAAGGUAAGAAAGAGCUCAUGCAGCUCGACCAAGAGCUACGAUCAGUAAUGAAUCAACAACAGCAACUCGCAGAUAAUCAGAACACGCUAAAGCAUAAUAAUAAUAAUUUGUCCGCUAACAAUAACAAUAAUUUGGAAGAUAAAGAAUCGAAUAAUGUAAUCAAUCUAUUGGAGGACACCAUGUCUGACAUUAAAAUUAAGUGCGAGCCCAAUCAGUUGCCAAAUAAUUCUGACUCUGCGACUGCAGAAAGUAGGAAGUCAUCUGAUUCUGAUGUUGCCGAUUCUCAGCAGGAUGAAGACCAACAGUCUGAGGGCGAUAACAUGGAUCAACAGCACAUGGAUGAGCAGGAUGAUCAACCGCAUUCAAACCUAACGGUGGGUGUAACUAAAAAGGAAGCUGAUGACAUCCUAGAAGAUGUGGAAUUAAUGGGUCUGAAUUCGCGGUCCGAUUUAGAGUCAUUGGCCUCACCUAGCCAAUCUGAGAUGAUGCUCUUAGAGAACAGCAAGGAUGAGUUAGAAGAGGAACUUGAAAAGGAUGUCGCUGCUACCAUGUCCAAAAAGCCAGGAAUGGAUAUGAAAAGAGCUCGAGUCGAAAACAUUAUUACCACAAUGCGUUCUAGUCCAUCGUCUCAUCAGUCGCACUUGCAAGUUAAUGGAUGUAAGAAACGAAAACUAUAUCAACCGCAACAACAUGCAAUGGAGCGAUAUGUGGCUGCUGCUGCGGGUUUGAAUUUUGGUUUGAACUUACAAAGUAUGAUGUUGGAUGAAGAAGCAUCCAAUGAAAUGGAAUCACCCCAAAUUCAGCAAAAGCGUGUGGAAAAAAAUGCAUUGAAGUCACAGUUGCGUUCAAUGCAGGAGCAACUGGCUGAAAUGCAGCAAAAGUAUGUGCAAUUAUGUUCAAGAAUGGAGCAGGAAUCAGAAUGUCAGGACAUUGACGAUACCGCAAGUGAUAGUAUGGAACAGGAUGACAAUGGAGGGGAUCUCUCACCAUCCCCAUCCCUGACUGGCGAAUCGGGUUUAAUUGAUAAAAUUCAAACGGACGGAGAACGGCCGAGUUCCACUUCGCCCAAUUUACCAAUAAAAUCUCGCAAGCACUUAACCUCACAAAAUUCCAUAGCGCUAGAUAACGCCCCGAAUGUGCUAUCACAAAUGAUGAGCAAAAUGAUGUCAUCGCGAUCACUCGUAGGGCAUCCACAUAUGCAGCAGUCGUUUAGCGGUCCAUUGCCAUUGCUGCAACAUAUGCCACAAAUGCAAGGUGACGCCGGAACUGCCCAUUUGUCUCAUCCCGCCAUAAGUAAUGCUGCCGCUAUGUACCUGGGGCAACAGUUUCUCUUUGAGCAGGAAGCACGUAUGGCAAAGGAAGCGGCUGAGCAGCAAGAAAGACAACAACAACAACAGCAGCAACAACAACAACAACAGCACCAACUACAGCAACAGCAACAACAACAACAGCAGCAGGAGCAAGAGCAACAAAGGCGAUUUGAACAAGAGCAACAGCAACGUCGCAAGGAGGAGAAACAACAACAACAACAACAGCAGCAGCAGCAACAGGCCCAACAACAAGCUGCACAACAACUUCAGCGCCAACAUCAGUUACAACAGUUGCAACAACAGCAUAUGGAGCAAACCACACCGACUGUCUCUAUAAACCAAACAACCCGCUCACAACUACAUCACAAUCGACUCAAUCAACGUCAUGCCAAUCACUCCUCUCUCAAAUCAGAACUGUCAGAAAAAUUCAAUAUGUUGAGGUCCAGUUCUAAUUCGAUUAUGCGUAUGUCCGGAUCAGAUCUGGAAGGACUUGCUGAUGUAUUAAAAUCUGAAAUUACUACUUCACUCUCAGCAUUAGUUGACACGAUCGUUACACGAUUUGUUCAUCAACGUCGUCUAUUUAGCAAACAAUCGGAUUCAGUAGCUGCAGCUGCUGAACAACUUAACAAGGACUUGCUUAUGGCAUCCCAAAUACUCGAUCGCAAGUCGCCACGUACUAAAGUUGCAGAUCGUUCUCAUUCUAAUGCCAUCAUCAACAAUAAUUCAAAUAUUCCUAAUUCAGCGUCAGGACAGCCUGCUGUCAGCGGAAAUUCUGUGAAUGCUUCAUCAGUCCAAUCAGGUAAUAAUGGUUCUCUUCUCCUAGUUAAUAAUACCUCCUCAACUAACCAAUUAAGUAAUGGUCCAAACGGUAAUGUGUCCACAAAUCACCUCGGUCACUUGCAGUCCACUGUAAGUAACGGCCCUCAAAUGCAUGUUGGACCUGGGCCCGCAGUAUCAGUAGGCGGUGUGACGAUUCCUCAACACCCGCUUACAAAUAGCCAAGCAAACGUCAUGGCGUCCUCAAGUGGGCAGACAAAUGCGCAACAUGCGCAGCAAAUAGCGCAAAUGUCAGCGUUGAAUGCGCAAAAUUGUCAAAGCCUCAUCGCCGCCCCACGUCUAAAUGGCAAUCAGUUAUCGUUUCCGUCGCCGGCUGCGGCAGCAGCUGCGGCAAUGGGCCUGCAAAUGCAUCAUGCAGCAGCCGCAGCUGCAAUGACCGCAGCUGCUGCUAAUCAGCAAAAUCAUAAUCAGCAGAUCACAAACGAUAGUUCUGGUCAAAGCCCAAUGAAUCAGAGUAUCAACAUGAACUCGAAUACAAAUACAAAUAAUACUAACAGUAGUUUAAGUACGAUUAAUAUUCCACCUCCUCAUAUACGUCCUUCGCCCACAGCGGCAGCAAUAUUUCAGGCACCAAAGACACCACAAGGAAUGAAUCCGGUCGCAGCUGCUGCACUCUACAAUUCUAUGACCACUGGCGGCCCUAACCAAAUGAACCCCUUCUGUAUGCCAGAGUCUCGUGAUGUACAGCAGCAGCAGCAGCAACAGCAACAACAACAACAACAGCAUCAACAACAACAGCAGCAGCAGCAGCAACAGCAGCAACAACAGCUAGAGCAAAACGAGGCCCUCAGCUUGGUUGUAACGCCAAAGAAGAAGCGCCAUAAGGUGACAGACACCAGAAUAACACCCCGGACAGUCAGUCGCAUACUUGCCCAGGAUGGCGUUGUACCUCCGAAUUCAGUAACUGCCAACAGCAUGUUAGACGGCGGCAGCAAGUUCGUUCCCAUGGUUGGUCAACCCAACCAACAACAACAGCCCAAUACGAACCAAACGAAUUGUAAUGCGCCAAUCGUUGGCAGCAAUAGUAACAACGUCACGCCAGUCAACGUGAAUACUACCGGCAGUAUCGGCAAUAUCGGCAAUAAUAAUACGACGCCUGCACAAAGUCCUUCACCACGUGCUCAAGCGCCAACCUAUCAUCCGCCGCCACCACCACCACCCAUGUUGCCCGUGUCGUUGCCUACUUCUGUGGCAAUUCCCAAUCCAUCGUUGCACGAGUCGCAAGUCUUCUCACCCUACAGUCCAUUCUUCAAUCCUCACCCGCCGCAUGCGCCACCACCACCCCCGCAUGGUCCACACAGUGGUGCUCACAACACGCCAACAGCUGCCCAAAUGCACCACAUGAAGAUGUCAUCCAGCCCACCUGGCCUUGGCGGUCUAAUGGACUCGCGCGAAUCACCGCCACUGCCUCAUCCGCCCUCCAUGCUGCAUCCUGCCCUAUUAGCUGCUGCCCACCAUGGCGGCUCUCCCGACUACAGCGCGCAUCUACGUGCAGCCAUGGAUGCACAAGACCGCAAUUCGGACUGUAACUCCGCUGAUAUGCAGUUUGAUGGAAUGCAGCCUACAAUAUCAUUCCUGAAGCAGCAAAUGAUCAAAAAUAGCGACUCCUUGACUCCACUGCACUCGUCAACACUAACACCAAUGCACCUGCGCAAGGCGAAGUUGAUGUUCUUUUGGGUCCGCUACCCCAGUUCAGCAGUACUGAAGAUGUACUUCCCAGACAUCAAAUUCAACAAGAACAAUACAGCACAAUUGGUGAAAUGGUUCUCGAAUUUCCG
Messenger RNA from Bactrocera dorsalis (oriental fruit fly), 7338 nucleotides. Its product is annotated as homeobox protein prospero. Gene Ontology annotation, molecular function: DNA-binding transcription factor activity, RNA polymerase II-specific; RNA polymerase II cis-regulatory region sequence-specific DNA binding. Gene Ontology annotation, biological process: regulation of transcription by RNA polymerase II. Lineage: Eukaryota; Metazoa; Arthropoda; Insecta; Diptera; Tephritidae. Gene Ontology annotation, cellular component: nucleus. The record is from RefSeq and is a predicted model, not a curated record.